Messenger RNA from Tarenaya hassleriana, 1031 nucleotides. Its product is annotated as keratin, type I cytoskeletal 9-like. Bases 12 to 1031 code for a protein of 339 amino acids. Lineage: Eukaryota; Viridiplantae; Streptophyta; Magnoliopsida; Brassicales; Cleomaceae. The record is from RefSeq and is a predicted model, not a curated record. Gene Ontology annotation, molecular function: electron transfer activity. The transcript is spliced from 3 exons.
UGAGAAGGAUUAUGAUACCAUCUCUCGGCUUCUAUCUAUAUAAACCCCAUCCCCUAACCCCAAAGAACCCAUUGGAUUUAAAACGAAAACAAAAGACUAAUUACUUCUCAGAUCAUCAUUCAGGCGAAGCAAUGGCAAUCUCUCGUAAACAAAAGCUCGUGUUGGCCCUCUUGGCUGUUGGCUAUGUCUUUGCCAUGAGUGCAGAAGCCAGCGGAGGUUGGGGAUGGGGAUGGGGUUCGAACUCUAGUUCGGGUUCGGGUUCAAGUCACACCGGGGAUUCGGACUCUGGUCCUGGUUGGGGCUGGGGUUGGGGAUCAGACUCCGGAGGUUCAGGCUCUGGCUCUAGUUGGGGUUGGGGUUGGGGCUCGAGCGACGGAUCUGGGGGUUCAGGCUCCAGUUCUGGUUCGAAUUCAGGGUCGAGCCACAACGGGGAUUCUGACUCUGGUCCUGGAUGGGGUUGGGGCUGGGGCUCUAGCAAUGGAUCGUGGGGUUCAGGCUCCAGCUCUGGUUCAGGUGGUUCAGACUCGAGCCACCACAGCGGAGAUUCUGACUCUGGACCUGGAUGGGGGUGGGGUUGGGGCUCAGACUCCGGCUCGAGUUGGGGCUGGGGUUGGGGCUCUAGUAAUGGCUCAGGAGGUUCAGACAAUGACGGACCGAGAAGGAUCAUGGUGGGCGGCUCUUCAGGCUGGAAAUUAGGGUUUAACUACACCACAUGGGCUUUGAAGAACGCUCCUUUCUACGUCAACGACGUUCUCGUUUUCAAGAACGUGGAGCAGGAGGAUAAGCACGAGAAGAGCCACGACGUGUACGUGCUCCCAGACCACAGGAGCUACAGGAGGUGCGACCUCGCGAGAGGGAAGAAGAUAGGGAAGGCGUCGAAAUCGAAGGGGGUGGAGUUCGUACUGGAGCAUCAUCACCCGUACUACUUCGCGUGCGGCGAACACGGCGGCCGACAUUGCAUCCACGGUGACAUGAAGUUCACCUGGUUUUCAAGGAAUAAAGUUACACAUUCGCAGCCUAUUUUCUUAUGA